Molecule: messenger RNA, 1635 nt
Organism: Metarhizium brunneum ARSEF 3297
Lineage: Eukaryota; Fungi; Ascomycota; Sordariomycetes; Hypocreales; Clavicipitaceae
Gene: AP3M1
Product: AP-3 complex subunit mu-1
Biological process (GO): intracellular protein transport; endocytosis
Cellular component (GO): clathrin adaptor complex; cytoplasmic vesicle
Source: RefSeq, a predicted model, not a curated record
AUGAACGGCCUUAUUGAGGCGCUGCACAUAUACGACGAUAACAGGUUCGAAUACCAUGACCCAUUGACACCUUCUGCCAGUGCUAAGAGACCUAGGAAGCCCAUCUUGUCGCAUACCUACACCGGCCGACCUCUCUCCGCCAAGCACCUGCUGCCCCUCUAUCUCGAGCACCCAGUUCCCAGGCCGAACUUGAUAUAUCUUCCCAAUGCCAGUCCGGCCACUCUCAUCUUCAGUCUAACCCAUGCGAACCUUUUAUUCCUAGCGACCUCUUCUACCGAAAUAGAACCGCUUCUUGUUAUCGAGUUUCUCCACCGCGCAAUCGACGCCUUCGAAGACAUCAUUGCCGCCCCGCUUCUCGCGUCCGAGAUUGAGAGGAACUACCAUGUAGCGGCACAGAUUCUCACGGAAAUGUGUGACGCGGGGACGAUAAACACUACCGAGCCUAAUGCUCUGAAGGAAAACGUCGAAAUGGAGGGCUUGUUGGACAAGAUUUUCGGUGGCUUUAACUUGCCUAGCAAAACACCCAUAAGCUUAAAUUUAUCCAAUACGCCCGCCUUACCGUGGCGAAGUGCCAACGUACGACACACCUCCAACGAGAUGUACGCCGAUGUCAUUGAGACUCUUUCUGUGACUCUUGCGCCGUCGGGACGGCCGCUGGCAGCAUUUGCAAAUGGGUCCAUUGUGUUUACGGCAAAGGUUUCCGGCGUACCGGAUAUUACUGUGAACCUGAGCAGUCCGUCGGGGAAGCAUAAUGUUGGCGGCAUCAUGGAGCUGCCCGUUUUUCACCCGUGCGUUCGUCUGAAUACAUGGAAGGAGAGGCCGGGUGAACUGAGCUUUAUACCGCCUGAUGGCCGGUUCAUCUUGGCGGGGUACGAGGUUGAUUUGCUGCCGUUUACCAGCGGCAAGAGUGGAAGUUUAAGCGCGAAUAAUCUCAAGCUACCUGUCAACUUGGAGAUGAAGACCGGACUGGGCCCUGCGGGGUUGGAGUUUGAAGUCAGACUGCAAGUGAACAAGAUUCUUGGCAGCCAGUCUACCUCUGGUCCCGGCCAAUUUGGACGAGGAAUCGGGUCAGGACGAGUUGGACCGCCUCAUGCGGGGUCACCUGGCGCGCCGCUGCUAGAAGGGCUCAGCGUCACGAUCCCGCUACCCGAAGACGUGAGAAACCUCUCCGAUAUUCGACCGAGCAGAGGAGACGCCAGCUUCAACCCCGGAGAAAGAGUUCUCGAGUGGCAGGUCCCCACCAAGGAGCUAUCUGGAUCGACUUCAUCGCUUGCACUCCGCUGCACAGUGGUUGGGCCAAUAGAUGACGAAGUACAGGACUUUGACCCCAGCGGGUUUGCAUUCAACCAUGACUACUCCUAUAAUGAGCCAUAUCAAAGCGCGCCGGCCAAGGCGGGAGGCAAGACGGGUAACAGCCACGAGCAGGACGCGAAGAAGGUGGCGCAAAACAAGAUUCUGAUGCCGAGCUCAGCGUCAGUGAGCUUUACGGUGAAGGGGUGGCUUGCGAGCGGAUUGAAGGUGGAUAGUAUUUUGCUGGAUUCAAGGAAAAGUAGGGGCAUGGCUGAAGGCGUAAAGCCGUACAAAGGGGUCAAGUAUCUGACCGUUAGCAAGGGGGGCGUAGAGAUGCGGUGUUAG